Erpetoichthys calabaricus (reedfish) is the source of this 4002-nucleotide messenger RNA. It is a transcript of the gene gnav1, whose product is annotated as guanine nucleotide binding protein (G protein) alpha v1. The transcript is spliced from 9 exons. Gene Ontology annotation, cellular component: heterotrimeric G-protein complex. Gene Ontology annotation, molecular function: guanyl nucleotide binding; G protein-coupled receptor binding; G-protein beta/gamma-subunit complex binding. The record is from RefSeq and is a predicted model, not a curated record. The coding region runs from base 560 to 1645 and encodes 361 amino acids. Gene Ontology annotation, biological process: adenylate cyclase-modulating G protein-coupled receptor signaling pathway; Rho protein signal transduction. Lineage: Eukaryota; Metazoa; Chordata; Cladistia; Polypteriformes; Polypteridae.
AACCAGAAUGCGACAGCUUGUAUAAACCGACCCAAUCUCAGGAGUGAAAGGGGAUCAAAUUUUCAUUCCUCACUCAGGUGUCGUUUUUCACAACCUGGCGUCACUUCCCUAUCGUAAUGUGAAACUCGCUCACAGAAAUUGGUCGGAGGUUCCUUUAAGAAAAAGGGGAGUAGAGAUAAAACAACAUUCAAAAGUUUUCCUGCAGCGGCGCGCAGAUUUUUUUUUUAACUUUGUGGAAAUAACGCCUAAAGGCCAUGCGUCUAGUAUAUAAAAACUAAAAAUGGUAAUGGAUCAAUGCAAGUAAGGCAAAGGGAGCCGGUGGAUUUGAAGAGCGUUUAAUAAACGCUGCACGCCGGUCGCCUUCUGUAAUGCGCCCGCUCGCCGCCCCAGCUGUUUUUUUGUGCGGGACUUACUGACGUGUGUGCUGAAAAAUACACAUCAAACACAAAAUAGGCCAAGGUUUGCACAAUGAAAAUGCAACGACGCUUGGACUUCUGCGGUGCUGUGGGAAUACACUUGGGAGAGUGAAAAGUGAACUAACCGUAAAAAAGAAGAAAAGAUGGGUCAGUGCUUGGGAUCCGAGUUGACAGAAGAAGAGAAGACAGCGAAGAACCACAGCGCUAAAAUAGACCGCGACCUUUAUGAAUAUGCCAAGCAAGAGCUCAAUAUUGUGAAGAUACUGAUGCUGGGUGCAGCAGAGAGUGGAAAGAGCACAUUGGUGAAACAGAUGAAAAUCAUUCAUAGUCAUGGUUUCACAAAGCAGGAACUCAUCAGCUUUAAGCCUGCUGUUUUGGACAAUCUGCUCACCUCCAUGAAGUUCGUCUUGCAUGGAAUGGGAGUUCUUAGGGUUAAUCUUGCCAACAAAAACAAUAAGGUCCAUGCACAUACCAUUCUUUCAUGUGGCAGAUGUGUUGAUGAGGACCAGAUGCUGUUUCCAUUUAUAGCACAUGCCCUUUGUUGCCUAUGGGCCGACUCAGGGAUUCGGUUGGCAGCAUCUCGUGGCUAUGAGUUUGAGCUGAAUGACUCUGCACUUUACUUUUUUGAUAAUAUGAGUCGGAUCAUAGCCCCAGAAUACAUGCCAACUGAAACAGAUGUACUCAGAGUUCGCCUUCGGACCACUGGUGUUAUCGAGACUCAGUUCAAAGUGAAUCAUCUUGUCUUCAGGAUGUAUGAUGUUGGAGGACAGAGAACAGAGCGGCGGAAAUGGAUUAGCUGCUUUGAGGAUGUACGAUCAGUUCUCUUCGUAGUGGCACUUAGCGGCUAUGACAUGACUCUGAUGGAAGACCCUGCUAUGAAUCGUCUUCAGGAAAGCUUGAAGUUGUUUGCCUCGAUUUGCAAUAAUGUUUUUUUCAAGAGUACCUCAAUGAUUUUGUUUCUAAAUAAAAUUGAUCUGUUCCAAGAGAAGAUUUUGCACUCUGGGAGACAUUUACGGUUGUACUUACCACAAUUUAGAGGUGCUGACUGUGAUGUGGAUGCAGCCGCUCGAUACAUUGCUGGAUUGUUCCUGUCACUCAAUAAAACUCCCAGCAAGCUGAUAUACCACCAUUUCACCACUGCAACUGACACCUCCAACGUGCAAAUUGUCUUCCAAGUCGUUAUGGACACUAUCAUAAAGGAAAAUUUAGAAGCUGUUUCAUUGCUUUAAGUGAUGAGAAACCUAAGUGCCUGGAAAUUAUUGCACUAAAUGGCUGAUAAAUGCCACCAUGAAGAAUGCUGAAACUGAAGUAAAAGAUUGCAGCUAUGUUAAAGGGAGUGUUUUAUUCUUCACUCUUAAAAAUGAAGUGAAGUAUUUUUUUGAUAUUGUCAGAUGAAAAUGAUAUAAACAGAAAGCAUCUGCAUUGUUUUGUUGUUUAAAACAAAGUGUUUAAAAUGAAAGAUGCCUGAAAAUGUUUCCAUUUUUCAUUGUUCUGAUUUUCAAAAGUCGUUUUUGUAGACUUGUAUCUCUAUCCUCUAUCAUCAUCAUUCAGAUGACGGGACGUGAAGGAGGAGAAUGUGUCUGAACAAACAAAAGCAAGUGAGUUGCUUGUUGCUUACUCAGGUAACAAUUUAAAACACACGCAGAUUAUUUGUAAAGCUGAAGCCACACACAAAUCAUACCAUUUUAAUCUUAUACUGUAGCUUCAAUCUCGGAAGAAUUUCAUAGCUGUUAGAAAUCUGUGGUCAUAAUUGUAUUCUUUCUAUGCAGCCCUGCUUGGGGUAACAGACUUCUUCAUCUAGAAUAUUUUGUUAAAUAAUUUGUAGUUUUAUAAACUCUACUUAAACAUAACUACAAAACAGAAUGAUAUAAUUCUCUCCCUUAUUCUGAUCAUCUGAUAAUGUGUUUUGACUUUGCUGAAUAUUUUGUUUAGAAGAUGGUUUCUAUUAAAUGAUUUAAUAGGCAGUGACAACUCUGACAGCUGGGUUUAAUGAAAACAAAUGACAAAAUAAGCAUUUGGGGCACUUUAGUUUGCUUUCAAGUUAGAUCUUAGCCCCUGUACAUUUGACAUUUUCAGUCUUUAGUUAACUGAGUAACAAGUGGAUUCCGAUUUAAUAACAUUGAAGGCCUGUGAGCCAUUUUGUAUUUUUUUUGUUUGUUUUUUUAUUUUUUUGGAUAACUCACCUAGACCUUUAAGUGAGGCUCUCAUUUGUCCACUUUUUCUGCCUGAUAUCCAAAAUUUUGAUAGUGACAAUUAACUGUUCAAAUAUUUAUUUUCUUAUCAGCAUAUGUGUAGAAGAUUCACAGCCAAGGCUGUAGUGCCUUCCAAAUCUGUAAUCUGACCCUGAAUUUCCCUUUAUUAUGAGUACAUCAUACGUCUCCUAAGUAUAUUAAGCCAAAGAAAGUUUGCUUUUUAAACCAGACGGAAAUUAUACCGACCUAUGCAACUGUGAUAGUUUGUUAAAAACUCAAGGAUUGAGAAGGACUGUGAGUAUUACAUACAGUAUGUAUAUGAAACACUGUAUAUUCACUGUACAUUUCAUAUGUCUAUAAUGUCUUUAUUUUUUUUUAAUUAUGACCAAGAGUCACUUGUAUGUUUGAGUUGAUUGUCUUACGCUUUACUGUGGCAUUUAACUUAAGACAAAGAAAGUGAACUUAAUAUGUUACUUUUCUGUGAAGUGCCUUCAAGAAACAGCUAGCAUUGACACUGAAAUUGUAUUUACAUUAUUUAAAUGUGUCCAUGUGUUUGUUUGUUUGUUUAAACACUAACUCUUAAUGCGCAAAUAAUUUAAUGACUAUUGUAAAUGAACCUGAUUGUGAGUAUCUUGUUGAAACAAAAAAGUUAUUUCUAUUUUUUUUUUGCCAUGUAUAAUAUGUAUGUAAAAUAUUUCUUUGACUUACCAAAAUGUUGAUUUGCUAGUUGUUUUCUCUCUCUUUUUAAUGUAGCACCUCUGAUGCAGAUAUUUAAUGGCAGAGUUGCAACAACUUGAAAUGUGUUGAUGAUGAAGUUCUUUGAAGAAUCUGGGAUUUGGGGAGGUGCUGGUUGCUUAUCUGUUUGUCUUUCCCUGAAGGUCCAUUUAGCACUGUUCGGGUUCAUCUGCUGUCUGAAGAAUUUGACUCCCUUUCACUAACUCGGCUGUGAUUAUUGAAACAUACUCAUACCUCAGUUGCAAACCACAGACACAUAUUGUUUCUUGAAAGUGUAUCUAACAAACAGAGUGUUAGCCACAUGGGGAGAGCAGGAGAACUGGGCAUCAUCAUUUACAAGGAAUGUUAAAAAUGGAUGGAUUAUACUGUAUCGUGAAAUAAAUUUAGAACUCAGAAAUUGAUAGAAAUUUGAUGUAAAUGCAUGUGUUUUAUGCAUAAGUAUGAUUACAUAUAGCUUCCACACAGCAUAUCCAUGUUGGGGUGUGGACAAGAAACAAAGUAGACAUCAGUGUGAGGGUGAUGGUGAUGAAUGCUCUGCGCCAUAAAUGAAAUAAGCAUUCAUCUUCCCAAAGCAUAGAGAAAAGAGACAUCAUCUUCUCAGCAGGAUUAGACUUGGGCAGCCUAUAGAGUCCAGGAAUUGAAACUUCAACCAUUGUGGU